UAGAAAUGUUAAGGCUCCGUGACCAUUUGUGCAGAUGAUAUAUUUAUCUUUUAAUAAAAUAAUAAUAAUAAUAAUAAUAAUUUUAUGUAAAAUAUUUUAUUCAAUCCGAAGAAGAAAUAGGCAGAAGAGGGUGGAGAAUAACAUACAACAUCCGCUAUCCCCCGCUGACGCACCUCCGCUUCCAAUCUCCGAAUCCGCCGACGCCGACGCCGCCGCCGCCUCCUCCACCACCAUCACAACCAUGUUCCGGCAAGCAUCACGCCUCUUGGCUCGAUCCAUCAAUCAACAGCCAAAGAUGAUGGCUCGAGCCUUCUCGACGGAUGUGCCAGCCACGCCCACCGUCGAUUCAACCUUCGUAGAAUCAUGGAAGAAGGUAAUACCAAACAUGGAGCCGCCCAAGACUCCAUUGACCUUUAUGCAGCCUCGUCCUUCUACUCCCUCUACCAUUCCAUCGAAGCUCACUGUCAAUUUUGUGCUUCCCUAUGCAUCUGAGCUCUCCAGCAAGGAGGUUGACAUGGUCAUUGUACCUGCGACAACUGGCCAAAUGGGUGUUUUGCCAGGGCACGUACCCACAAUUGCAGAAUUGAAGCCUGGGGUCUUAUCAGUGCAUGAAGGAAAUGAUGUGACCAAAUAUUUUCUUAGCAGUGGAUUUGCUUUCAUCCACGCCAACUCUGUCGCUGAUAUAAUUGCUAUUGAGGCUGUGCCAAUCGACCAAAUUGACCAAAGCUUAGUUCAAAAGGGGCUUGCAGAGUUCACUCAGAAGCUGAGCACAGCUACAACUGACUUGGAGAAAGCUGAGGCCCAGAUUGGUGUUGAUGUUCACAGUGCUCUCAACUCUGCUCUCACAGGCUAAGGGUCCUCUGCAUGAUGCCUCCAGUUCUUUUUCACUUUAUGCCCUUUUGUGCUUCAUUGGCUUUUUAAUCUUUUUUGGUUCUUCAUAAUCUGUAAACUGCAUAGGCCUGUUAUCGCUUUGCCUUGUUUGUCAGAAAGGUAAAUAAAGCAAUGCAUUUACUUUGUUCACCAAGACAUCCCUUGGCAUGGGAUGUUGCUAGUUAUUGCUUCUUGUUUUGAUGAGAGUAUGUUACAUGGCUACAAAAUUGAAAUGAUCUAGUUACUUAUCCAGAUUAUUCGGAGUGACUUUAUCUGAAUCAGGUGCCAUGUAUUUGCCAUUUUUUGUUUGUGAUUAAUAAAAAUGUGCAACUUAAUGUUGCAUAAUUUCACUGUA
Molecule: messenger RNA, 1225 nt
Organism: Hevea brasiliensis (rubber tree)
Lineage: Eukaryota; Viridiplantae; Streptophyta; Magnoliopsida; Malpighiales; Euphorbiaceae
Product: ATP synthase subunit delta', mitochondrial
Exons: 2
Coding region: 35-853 (272 amino acids)
Biological process (GO): proton motive force-driven ATP synthesis
Molecular function (GO): proton-transporting ATP synthase activity, rotational mechanism
Source: RefSeq, a predicted model, not a curated record